AUGCAACGCUGGCUUCAGCAUGGGAGCGAUGUGAACAACUUGGGGCCACUUUAUGAUUGCAGCCGUUUCAAUCUGACGAAAAGCCAAUGGUUAUCUGUGGGUAAUCGAGAGCCAAUUCUUGGAUGGGGAUCACUUAUUUAUGGAAUACUCAUUGAGAUUAUUUAUGUUCCAUGUCUAUUUGCGAUUACAAAACCAGAAUUCAUCAAACAUUCCUGUUAUAAGAUAAUGCUUUUUAUUGGACUGAAUGAUAUGGUGGCGAUUACAGUGAAUUCAAUAAUCACUGGAUAUGGACUAAUCAUUGGAACAGUCUACUGUGUCGACCCAAAUUUUCAGUACAUUUCGGGAGCGGUCGGAUUGGCAACAUGGUGUAGUGCCUGCCUGGCUUGUUUGAUCUUGGUAUUCAAUCGUGUUUGUGCUUUAUGGAGACCAAGUGUUGUAGAAGAUCUUUUUGGGGGUCAUAAAGCUUACAUCGUCAUGUUGAUUCCUUUCUUUUAUUGUUUUUGGUUCAUUUUCUUCACUCCUCCAAUUAUGUUCAAUUCACCGAUGAAAGGAUGGUUUCUCUAUCCAUUUUUCGAGAAUGCACAGAAAUUUUUUACUGUCGACCAAUGGAAAAAUCUUCACGUCAUUCAAGAUAUGACUCCGUAUGCAAAUUUCGGAAUGAUCGCCAACAAUCUUUUUGUCGUUUUUGCUUCCGUUAUCAUGUAUUUGGUCUUUUGUCUGAUUUUGAUGAUUAAAUUCUACAGUAAGACAUCGAAAAAGAUGACUUUUGCUCAGAAAUCGAUUUUCUAUCAAAGUGCGAUGAUCUCGGCCGCAAAUCUUUACACAGCUUUAAUCUACACAUACAUGCAAUUCUAUCCGCAAAUGGUCGCUCCAUGGAUGAUCUUUAUCGGACAUGCUGGAUGCAUGUUUUCACAUGGUAUUUUACUU
Molecule: messenger RNA, 927 nt
Organism: Mesorhabditis belari
Lineage: Eukaryota; Metazoa; Nematoda; Chromadorea; Rhabditida; Rhabditidae
Source: the annotation of a GenBank genome assembly